GGAGAGAAUGAUAUAUGGGCCUGGGCCAAUAAUUGUAAUACGCCUACUUUAACCUUCAUGGAUAUUAACAAACAAAUGGGCCAUUUCUCUUUUUCGUGUGUGUGAGUAUUAUAGUUUGAAAAUGGGCCAUAAUAGCCCAUAUCGUUGUUCAAUUCUAUUUUACUCAUCACCGUGUAUAAAUUGAGCACAUAAAUGACCGUCGGACAGAACAAGGGAGAUAGGGUUUUAGGGUAAGUCAUUUCGUUCUUGCCUCCGAAGAUACCAUGGAGACGGGGACGACUGUGUUGUGUCGGUUAGUAGACGCCGAAGGAACUCCUUUAGGUGACCCUAUGUAUAUCCCUCGGCAAGCAGGGCCGGUGCAGCUUACCGAGCUAGCAAAUAGAUUUCUCAACAAUGAGGAGAAGUUGAACUACGCUUUCUAUGUAUCAGGGGAGGCUCUUAGUGUGCCCGUAGGAACUUACAUAGAGAACAGAAGUGUGUCCGUGGAGGAGAUUUUGACUAUACAGUAUCGAGAAGAAGCUGUUUUCCGAACUCGCCCAGUUAGCCGUAUUUCUGCUAGCAUUGCUGAUCACAGGGACUCUGUCUUGUGUGUUUCUUUCAGUCCUGACGGUACACAAUUAGCAAGUGGCUCGGGUGAUACUACUGUCCGGCUUUGGGAUAUCUACACUCAAACUCCAAUGUUUACAUGCAGAGGGCACACGAACUGGGUUAUGUCAGUUGCAUGGUCUCCAGAUGGUAAGCACCUUGUUAGUGGUGAUCUAGCUGGUAAUAUCUGUUUCUGGAUACCGAAAACCGGAAUGCUAGAUGGCAGACCCGUUAGAGGCCACAGGAAAUGGAUUACCAGCAUCUCGUGGGAGCCUGUCCACCUUACCUACCCGUGCCGUCGGUUUGUAACUUCUAGCAAAGACGAGGACGCGAGGAUAUGGGACAUGACGCUCAAAAAAUCUGUAACUUGCCUCAGUGGACAUACACGUGGCGUGACUUGUGUCAAAUGGGGUGGAGAUGGUAUCAUAUACACGGGUUCUCAAGACUGCACGAUAAAGAUGUGGCAUGUUACUCCCGAGGGGGUUGCAUGUUUGAAAGGGAAAUUGAAGGAGCAUGGUCAUUGGGUGAACUCCCUUGCAUUGAGCACAGAUUAUGUUCUCCGGACAGGAGCCUUUGACCACACUGGAAAACUAUAUUCCUCCUCCUCGCCUGAAGAAGUUAGAAAGGCUGCGCUCAAAAGAUACGACCAAGCGAAAGGAGAGUAUGGCGAAAGAUUGGUUUCAGGUUCUGAUGACUUUACCAUGAUUCUUUGGGAUCCGUCUGUUAGCGAUCAAUUUAAAAAGAAAUUGUCCGGUCAUCAGAAGCUUGUAAACCAUGUGUGCUUCUCGCCUAAUGGCCAGUGGAUUGCAAGUGCGUCGUUUGAUAACUCUGUCAAGAUAUGGGAUGGUAUCACUGGGGACUUUAUCACAACUUUUCGAGGCCAUAUUGGACCUGUUUAUCAAAUCAGUUGGUCCCCCGACAGUAGGAUGCUUUUAAGUUGUAGCAAAGACACUACUCUUAAGAUAUGGGAUAUUAAAUUGAGACGGUUAGAGAAAGAUCUUCCUGGUCAUACCGAUGAGGUUUAUGCAGUCGACUGGAGUCCAGACGGUGAGAAAGUAGUCUCCGGUGGUAAAGAUACUUCUCUGAAGCUAUGGGUUGGUUGAAGAGAGAGAGAGAGAGAGAGAGAGAGAGAGAGAGAGAGAGAGAGAGAGAGAGCAGCUGGAGCUUGUUUUAUUACCAGCGUUUUAGCUAUUUAAUUUCAGUUUCCACCGACUUUAUUUUAUGUCUGUUUCUGAACAUUUUAUUAUUAUCUACUUUUUAAGGUAUAAUUUCAUAUUUACUAACAAGUAUAAUGUGUGGGUAGACAACUCUAAAAGGUUACCAACU
Molecule: messenger RNA, 1911 nt
Organism: Raphanus sativus (radish)
Lineage: Eukaryota; Viridiplantae; Streptophyta; Magnoliopsida; Brassicales; Brassicaceae
Product: notchless protein homolog
Exons: 8
Coding region: 264-1688 (474 amino acids)
Biological process (GO): ribosomal large subunit assembly
Cellular component (GO): nucleolus
Molecular function (GO): protein binding
Source: RefSeq, a predicted model, not a curated record